This is a messenger RNA of Lemur catta (Ring-tailed lemur), 4815 nucleotides long. It is a transcript of the gene ABHD17A, whose product is annotated as abhydrolase domain containing 17A, depalmitoylase. The record is from RefSeq and is a predicted model, not a curated record. Gene Ontology annotation, biological process: protein depalmitoylation. Gene Ontology annotation, cellular component: endosome membrane; plasma membrane. The coding region runs from base 3650 to 4582 and encodes 310 amino acids. Gene Ontology annotation, molecular function: palmitoyl-(protein) hydrolase activity. The transcript is spliced from 4 exons. Lineage: Eukaryota; Metazoa; Chordata; Mammalia; Primates; Lemuridae.
CGCGAGGCCCUGGCAGCCCGGUGGAGUGUCCCUGAGACCCCUCGCCUUGCCUGGGCGGCCGCGAGUCCUGUCCAAGAACCCCGGGCCAGGGGCGGAGACCGCGGGGUAGCGUCUCUGACUCUGGUGAAGCUCUGUCCCGCGUCCGUUCAGCACUGCGGCGUCGGGUGAUCGCCCACCUUCCCGGGGACGCGCCCCCCCACCCCCUGCUUCGUGGAGCGCCCUGCUCGAGCCGCAGGCUCUGCCCCUGAACCUGCCCCCAGCCCGGCACUGGGCACCCUCCCCAGAGCCAGCGGCGGCCGAGCCCACUUCCUAACCAGCUCCCAGACGCCUCUGCCCCAGGCAGGCGGCUUCCUGCCGGCUGGGACACCUGGGUAGGCUUCCUGGCGUCCGUUCUGGCGUGUUGUCCAGGAUGCAGCCGGGGAUCAUCCCAAAGCCCUUAACCUGCGUUGCCCACUCCCGGCUCAGGACUCCUCCGUGGCUCCCUGUUUGCCCCAGGAUGAAGUCCACACUCAGAGGGCACGACCUGACCUGGCCCUGGCUCCCUCUGGGGCUCUUUUGCUCACCUCUUCCUCCGGGGUUCUGCUCUGGCCAGGAACCUGCAGUUCUUGGAACACUCUGUCACUUCUGGGGCUUUUCCUGUGCUGUUCCCUCUGUCCCAUCCCCUGUCACCUGCCCACUUUCUCUGCGUUUUUCAGACUGCGCCUUCCCUCUGGCAGAUCUGCCACCCUGACCGGUUGGGUGCAGUGCCAUCAAAGUCGACCAUAUGUAGGUCAUCUUGCCGUGUUUCGAUUGCUUAGUUGCUUGUUGGUCCUCACAACACCACUAACCUGCACGGGCCUGGCAGAGGGGCACCCAGUUCCAUGCUUGUGGACGGAUCGAUGGGGUUCAGAUUGCCAGGGGUGUGGCCCCAGUGAGUGAGGCAUCUGGGUGUGCACUACCUAGUCCAGCACCCAUUAGUGACACAGAGAAGUUCCAGCUAUUUGUGGCCCAAGAGGAGACUGCCCCCUGCCCCGUGAAAUCAGGCAGACCCUGGAGGCUCAUUUUUUCCUCCUGCAGCUUCCCCCUUAACUGUUGCUUACCAUUCGCCCAUUCCAUUAGCAAAGGGUUGUUGAGGCAAAACAGAUGCUCGUCCUACCCUCACGGAGUUUCAAGGUUGUGUGUGGUAGGGAGGUAGUCUCAUUAAGCGCGUGGAAAUACAAGCUGUGGUGACAUGAGUGCAUGUGAGCGGUCCUAACCCACUUUGGAGGACUCUGAGAGCAUUGGAAGUGAGAUUCAGGGGUGGAUGGGAUGGGCAAGGACGUCUGGUGGGGCUGGGGAAGGGGUCCCCAGCAGGCAGAAGGGAGCAGGGCAGCUUGUCUGUGGGGAGAGAGGGUCAGAUGGGAGAAAAGUGGGUGUGGAGAGGUCACCCUGCGCUGGGAUGCAGGCCUGGGGGGCUGUGGUGAGGGAUUGAUCUCUGUUUUUAGAAAAGUGGGAGCCCCCGGGACACCCCAAAGGGAGGUGGCGUGAUGAUCGGACUCCUAUCCUGAAAAGAUUUGGCUGCUGGGGUGGUGUCCUGGAGCAGGCUGGUCAGCAAGGCAGGAGGCUGUUGCCGUAGUCCAGGUGAAAGGUGACAGGCGGUGACCAGCUGGUGCUUGAAGGGAGACAGGCAAGGCCCAUGGGCCCUGCUGACAGAUUAGAUUGGAUUGGAUUGGAUUGGAUCUGGGCAGUGGAGGGAGGUGUCGAGGAUGACACUCACGUUUCUGGCUUGGUAUUGGGGCUCUCCUGCCCUGGUGUGCCCCUUCGUCCUCCAGGGUUCCCAGAGGCCUCUGCCUGCCCACUGGGCUCUCAAAGCAGACCUCCAUCCUGCCACUCAAAUUCCAGACCCUUCCCAGCCACUCAGCACCAGCGGGUAUCACCUGUUUGGGGGCUAGACCUCUUUUAGAAUAUGUCAAAGCUGAUGGUUAUCAAUCUUCACACAGUGGACACUGGGGCUGGGUCACUCUCUGGGGUGGGGCUGUCCUGGGCACUGCAGGGUCCUGAGCAGUGUCAAUGGCCUCCACCCACCCCAUGCCAGGGGCACCCCAGUUGUGACAACCAAAACUGCCUCCAGACAUUGACAAGUGUCCCCAGCAGGGUGAAAUCAUUUGAGAAUCAGUAUGAUAGGCUGUGCCCUUUGAGAAGUACUCACUCGGACUCGCAUCCCACCUGGGGGUUCGGGGUGUGUGAUGCUGUCCACCCUGGCUUUCACAGUUCUGUCCUCUCCUCCCUGUGUGCCCCUGAGUCGAGGUGACUGGGAUGUGAGUCUCACUUCUCAAGUCCUGAGGGAGCAGGUGUGUUUCUGGGCCUGAGACUAUUCCUUGGGGGAGGGGGGCACGAGCCAUGUCCGUGGGCUGCAGCUGUCGCACCCUUGUGUGUCUAGACCUACCUCUGAACUGCGUCUCCCUGGCCCAGUGGUUUUCAAAUGCUCUGACCCAAAAGCUGAAUGUGCCAGGGCGUUCUGCCACUGAAACAGUUGUGAGCAUGUCUCCCUCCCUCGUUCCAAUCUGUAAUCUGUAAGGAAAGGCGUAGUCAGGGGUAGAUUUCUCUCAGACCUUUUUGUUUUUUUAGUGUGUAUCUGUUGGCAGCUUCCUACAUGACUGUGGUUGCUUUAGCAACUUAGCAGUUAUCAAUUUAAUACAAUGUUUCAGGACAUUCUGCUAAAAGGAACAUGUGAGUUUCUGCUCUGAGACAGGCCCCUUGCCCUGGAACUCCCCUCCCUCCUCUUACCUGCUCUUCUGUGGGGUAAGUGGUGUGUGCAUUUAUAGAUGCUGAGGCUAGGGAGGGUAAAUGACUUGCCCAAGGUCAUGGAACCCCUAAAUCAGUGCUGGCUAGAGUCCCAGGCUCCCCUGACCCCACUCAGCCUCCCCUGCCUCUAAGGCUGAGCCCCUGGCCUGGCCUCAAGCACAGGGAAGAGCCAUUGUCCUAACUCAAUAAGGGCCUUCCAGCCUGAGAUGUAUCCUGCCUUUGUUUCUGGCGCCUCUGUUUGUUGUAUUUCCUCUGCCGGGGUUCCUCUCUCUGCAGACAUGGCAGUCCUGCGAGGCCCCUGUGAGCUGUGGACAUCCGUCCUUGUCCCAGCUGCCCCCAUCCCCUGGGGGUGACAGAUGAAUCCUUAAGGAUCACAGAGACAGACCGGGGAAGGGUCUGGGCAGCAGCAUUGACUGAAGCCUGGGAUGGGGGCUUCCCUGGGCCCAGGGCAGGGGUGUGUGCCAGAGGGUGGGUUGGGGCUGGGGUCUGGUCCCCGCACAGCCUGCUGGCUGGGCCGACAUGGCAAGAAGUGGUGAUUGCAAUCUCAGGGAGUGUGGUUGUAGGGGGUGGGCUGGGGGAGAGGAGUCUGGGCAGGAGAGGAGACUAGGAUUGAGGCCAGAGAAGCUUUGGGCCCGCACCUGGCACAGGUGACCAUGGUGCCCCAGAAGGACCUCCAUGCCUUGCUGUUCCCCUGCAGGGUUUCCCACUGCACAACAUGGAGACCUGUGGCUGCAAGGCUCCCAGGGGCUCAGCUUGGACCGCAAUGGGGCUGGGCUGUGGCCUCCUAACGGGGCUCUUGUCUGGGGCAGUGGCCAGGGGGACACCCUCCUGUGACUCGGAGCACCCCCACCCCUCCCCUGCCAGGUGAGGCCAGGCGGUGCCCGCCAUGAACGGCCUGUCAGUGAGCGAGCUCUGCUGCCUAUUCUGCUGCCCGCCCUGCCCCGGCCGCAUCGCUGCCAAGCUCGCCUUCCUGCCACCGGAGCCCACCUACUCGCUGCUGCCCGAGCCCGAGCCGGGGUCCGGCGGGGCUGGUGCUGCCCCCUCAGGGACCGUGCGUACCUCCUCGGGCACCCCUGGGCGCUGGAAGCUCCACCUGACGGAGCGCGCUGACUUCCAGUACAGCCAGCGUGAGCUGGACACCAUUGAGGUCUUCCUGACCAAGAGCGCCCGUGGCAACCGCAUCUCCUGCAUGUACGUGCGCUGUGUGCCUGGUGCCAGGUACACAGUUCUCUUCUCACACGGCAAUGCGGUAGACCUGGGCCAGAUGUGCAGCUUUUACAUCGGCCUGGGCUCCCGCAUCCAUUGCAACGUCUUCUCCUACGACUACUCUGGCUACGGUGUGAGCUCGGGCAAGCCCUCGGAGAAGAACCUCUAUGCUGACAUUGACGCUGCCUGGCAGGCCCUGCGCACCAGGUACGGCAUCAGCCCGGACAGCAUCAUCCUGUAUGGGCAGAGCAUCGGCACGGUGCCCACCGUGGACCUGGCCUCGCGCUACGAGUGCGCUGCCGUGGUGCUGCACUCGCCGCUGACUUCGGGCAUGCGCGUGGCCUUUCCCGACACCAGGAAGACCUACUGCUUCGACGCGUUCCCCAACAUCGAGAAGGUGUCCAAAAUCACGUCGCCUGUGCUCAUCAUCCAUGGCACGGAGGACGAGGUGAUCGACUUCUCUCACGGGCUGGCGCUCUAUGAGCGCUGCCCCAAGGCCGUGGAGCCGCUGUGGGUGGAGGGCGCCGGGCACAACGAUAUCGAGCUCUACAGCCAGUACCUGGAGCGCCUGCGCCGCUUCAUCUCCCAGGAGCUGCCCAGCCAGCGCGCCUAGUGGCGGCCGGUGCGCCCGGCCGCGUGACCUCAGCAAUAAGGCGGCCGCCCGCCCGGACGCCCCGGGGGCUGCAUGUGGACCUCCCGGGCCGCCCAGGACUCCCCAGGCGGCGGGCGCCGGGACCCUGCCCCGGCCCAGGGGCUGUGGACGAUGUACAGGCGAUGGAAUUAUGCUCUCCUCUUGGAAGCAAAAAGAAGAAAAACCUGAAAACAAAUUAAAAAUUUAAAAUUUUA